Molecule: messenger RNA, 2307 nt
Organism: Galeopterus variegatus (Sunda flying lemur)
Lineage: Eukaryota; Metazoa; Chordata; Mammalia; Dermoptera; Cynocephalidae
Gene: WSB2
Product: WD repeat and SOCS box containing 2
Exons: 8
Coding region: 1-1221 (406 amino acids)
Biological process (GO): intracellular signal transduction
Molecular function (GO): protein binding
Source: RefSeq, a predicted model, not a curated record
AUGCUGUCUCCCUCCCCAGAGGAACCACUGCUGCUGGCUGAACUCAAGCCCGGCCGUCCCCACCAAUUUGAUUGGAAGUCGAGCUGUGAAACCUGGAGUGUCGCGUUCUCCCCAGAUGGCUCCUGGUUCGCUUGGUCUCAAGGACACUGCAUCGUCAAGCUGAUCCCCUGGCCACUGGAGGAGCAGUUCAUCCCUAAAGGGUUUGAAGCCAAAAGCCGAAGUAGCAAAAAUGAUACAAAAGGGCGAGGCAGCCCAAAGGAGAAGACGCUGGACUGUGGUCAGAUCGUCUGGGGUUUGGCCUUUAGCCCGUGGCCUUCUCCACCUAGCAGGAAGCUCUGGGCACGCCACCACCCCCAAGUGCCAGAUGUCUCUUGCCUGAUCCUUGCUACAGGACUCAACGAUGGGCAGAUCAAGAUUUGGGAGGUGCAGACAGGGCUCCUGCUUUUGAAUCUUUCGGGCCACCAAGAUGUUGUGAGAGAUCUGAGCUUCACACCCAGUGGCAGUUUAAUCUUGGUCUCUGCAUCACGGGAUAAGACUCUUCGCAUCUGGGACCUGAAUAAACAUGGUAAACAAAUUCAGGUGUUAUCGGGCCACCUGCAGUGGGUUUACUGCUGCUCCAUCUCCCCAGACUGCAGCAUGCUUUGCUCUGCAGCUGGAGAGAAGUCGGUCUUUCUAUGGAGCAUGCGGUCCUACACAUUAAUCCGGAAGCUAGAGGGCCACCAAAGCAGUGUUGUCUCUUGUGACUUCUCUCCUGACUCAGCCCUGCUUGUCACGGCUUCUUAUGAUACCAAUGUGAUUAUGUGGGACCCCUACACUGGCGAAAGGCUGAGGUCACUCCACCACACCCAGGUCGACCCCACCAUGGACGAAAGCGAUGUCCAUAUUAGCUCACUCAGAUCCGUAUGCUUCUCUCCUGAAGGCUUGUACCUUGCCACAGUAGCAGAUGACAGACUCCUCAGGAUCUGGGCCCUGGAACUGAAAACUCCAAUUGCAUUUGCUCCUAUGACCAAUGGUCUUUGCUGCACGUUUUUUCCACAUGGUGGAGUUAUUGCUACAGGGACAAGAGAUGGCCACGUCCAGUUCUGGACAGCUCCUAGGGUCCUGUCCUCACUGAAGCACUUAUGCCGGAAAGCCCUUCGAAGUUUCCUAACAACUUAUCAAGUCCUAGCACUGCCAAUCCCCAAGAAAAUGAAAGAGUUCCUCACAUACAGGACUUUUUAAGCACUGCUACAUAUCUCAUUUUCUUUAUAGCGGGAUAAAUCUUCCCGGCAAAGGAGUGGCUGGAAUCCAUGGGCCAAACAUCUAGUCUCAGAUUGAAAUAGAAUUUCUUUGGGAUUGUGAAUAGAAUGUAGCAAAACCAGAUUCCAGUGGACUAGUCGUGGAUCUUUUUCUCAAGUCAGUCUUAGAGGAGGAGAUUCCACUUCCAUGGCAACAGAGCCUUACCUUAAAUCUUCAGUCCACUUAUGAACAGCAGAUAUUGAACUCUUUCUACUCGUUUUGAUUCAAAGUGCAGUUAUUGAUGUUUUGAUAAUAAAAGUAAGUAGCCUCCACCUCUUUGGUGGCAAAAAGUUCACACUCCCUCACUGGGGAGUAUGACUUCAGCCUAGUACCCAUCAACCUUGUGUAUCAGGUGGAGUGUGGCAUUGUUUAAAGUUUGCUCCUCCCGCGGUCAGAGUUGCUUUGAUGUUGGAAAAUGCUUUCUUUCCUUGGGGCACCCCUCUGACCAGCAGGACAAAGUUUUCACGGAGCUGUUUGGUUUGAGGUAUUAAAUUUAACUAAAUUAUAGGAGAAUCAGAGGCUGUACUCCUGACUGAUACAGACACUAUUACUGGCUUUUUUUUUUUUUUUUUUAAAUGGUGUGCAUGUGGAGGAGAUGACAAAUUUGUGUGUCAGAUUAUACAAGGAUGUAUUCCUAAACUGCAUGAUUGCUCAAAUGGCUACUGAGUUGUCAGUUGCCUUUUAUUAGCAUCAUAUUUAUUUGUAUUUUCUCAACAGAUGUUAAGGUACAACUGUGUUUUUCUUGAUAUCUAAAAAUCAUAGUACUUAAAUUGAACAGUUGCAAAGAUGUGUCUUAAUUGUGUAAAGAAUUAGUGUUGUCAUCACUUCAGCUGAUACUCAUAUUUGAGAUCUGUGUUUGCUGCUUAAUCUCCUUGGAUUAAUCAGCCAGUUUCAACCCUAUCCCUAAACAAAAAUAGCUCCUUAAAAGUACUGUUCUUCUUCAGUGGCAUGUAAUUAUUUAAUCAAGACACCUCAUUUAAGGAAAAAUCUGCCUUAGGAAAAUUUAAUAUAUUUUAAGUUAUUUUAAAA